AUGUUGUCAAGGCAUAUAGAACAAAGGUCUCUCGCUUCUCGAACUUCAUUAGCUCCUAGUGCGCUGCGUUUGGAUGAAAAUCUCCCAAACCUACACAUCAAGCAGGAAUGGUCACAUCUCCUUUCUGAGAGCGAAGGGGUUUCCAAUCAUUCUGAGAUCGGAGAUGCCAACAGUCUGCCCUCAGAAGCCGAGGCACUGAAUAGCAACUUCUCUAGUUCUUAUUCAUCAUAUUUCUUCAGUAAUGACUCCAGCUCCUCGCUGGGCUUUGUGUCAAGUGGCAGCCCUCGUCACAUGGCCAAGUUACAGCCAGCCAAUGUGAAGAAACGAUCGGUUUCGAUAUCACCGCUUUCAGCUGAAGGGUUGGACAUCACGGCAAUCAUUCGCACCUCUCCAACAUCGCUUAUUGCAUGCGUCAACGGAAUGCGGAGCAGUACCAACGGUCUGUUCCCUCUCUCCGGAGGAAUUGGUCACUUGGGAGCUCGAAAGAGCUGCAGCCCACAGUCCUGCUCUGUGUUAGACAGCCAGUGCAAUUUGCCUUCCCCUGCGUCGUCACUGUCCUCUUUCCCAACACGCAGUUCUGAGCAAGAGGGUACUGAAGGUGAGCCCGUCCCUUUGCAGCAACCAGAGGAAAACAUGGACCUUGGUCUGGUAAUAGGCAACAUGGUUGUUCAACAUGGAGUGGCAGACGGUUGCCAUAAAAUAAACUUUUUCAAGCAUGAGCCUAUUGAUGAAUAUUCACAUGAUACAAAAUUGUUUCAGCACCACCAUGGGCCGCCUCCCCCAUACCAUUCCCAGCAGCACUUUGGUCAGUCUCACGGGACCAUGACUCACUUACAUGAGCUGCCACCUAAUGGACAUAUUCAGCUUGAUGAUGGAGGUGAGUUGCCCAAGAACAAUGGGAAGCAGAUCUGUCGAUGGAUAGACUGUAACACUGUCUAUGACCAGCAAGAGGAUUUGGUGAGACACAUUGAGAAAGUGCACAUUGAUCAGCGAAAAGGAGAGGACUUUACAUGUUUCUGGACUGGGUGUGUGAGGCGAUACAGACCCUUUAAUGCUCGCUACAAGCUCCUGAUACACAUGAGAGUUCAUUCAGGAGAGAAGCCCAAUAAAUGCAUGUUCGAAGGCUGUAAUAAGGCAUUUUCUCGACUAGAAAAUCUCAAAAUCCACCUGCGGAGCCACACAGGGGAGAAACCUUACCUUUGCCAACACACUGGCUGCCAGAAGGCUUUCAGCAACUCCAGUGAUCGCGCCAAACACCAGCGAACACACCUGGACACAAAACCAUAUGCUUGUCAGAUCCCAGGGUGCACAAAGCGCUACACUGAUCCAAGCUCAUUGAGGAAGCAUGUCAAAGCACACUCUGCCAAACAGCAACAGGUGCGUAAGAAGCUGCGUUCAGGCACUGAACUUGAACCGGAUAUGAUGAACGAGUGCCUGACUAUUCAGCCUCUUCAGCCAGUGGCUUCACCACGCAAUGUAACAAGCAACACAAUUGGAAGAACUUUGGCAGUCAAUCAUGAGAUAUACCCAGGGAUGUACAGUUGCUCUCCCACCAGCCACAGUGGGCCAGCAGCACCUGUUUUGUCAUCUCCGCAUCUUACACGAAGUUCAUCCUCUGAUUGCCCUUCCAUUGAAGGGAACUUGCACAGUCCACAUGGUCAUCUUGCACAACUGCCUGCGGUGGAGAACUCGAGACAAGGGCCCGGAUCAGUGGUUCUUCCUUUUUCUUCUCUGGUCAGUCCAAGGAAAGUGUUAGCUCCAUCACUGCUGCAGAGGCAUGGUCCUCACUCACCUCAGCCAUCUAACAACCAACUCAGCGGAGGGCACCACAAGUCCUACCCAGUCUUCCAAAGUCAGCUGAUGCAACCCCUCCAAGCAGGUUACCAAGGAAGCUUUCACACCAUGCAGAACACCUUCCAGUAUGGUGAUUCGUUUAGAACAAUGGAGCACUCAGCUAUUCACAAUUCCCUUUCAGCUGAUGAUUCUCACUGUCCCAGUCCAGCUCGGCAAAAUGGCUACCAUUCAUUCAUUGCACAUGCCAGUCUAUCAGGUUUUGAUAUUGUUCCGGAAUCUCAAGCUACAUUUGGAGAAACACUGCAUAAUGAGUUAGAAGACAAUGGACUCUUCCAGGUCAACACCAUUGACCGUUGUCUAAGUCAGCUGUCCUCUGUCUACACAGAGACCUGAAAUCAAUGUCUUUCAGCUGUGUCUUCCUUAUUGGACUAACAACUGCCUGGCACAUCUCUGCUGGAGUUACAUACAAAGACCAAAUAUUAAACAAUUAUAUUGAAUUAUUUAAUGUAUCUUAUUACAUUCCAACAUCCAUAGACUAUUUACCAACUCCAAUGAUCAACAUCCAAAAUGAAAUGAUGAUAGGUAGAUUUUAUGGUGUGUUAACACAUUGUUGUGCAAAUCUAUUGUACAGUGCUCAUAAGCCUAUCACUAUACAUCAACUAAAUCAUCACAGUUGUCAUCGUGAAUUCAAGCCUCAUCAACAGCAUAAAACUCUUUCUGUUCAUCAGCAAGUAGUUGGAGCCAACCCACCAUUUUUGACUCAUGGUCAAAGAAAAGGAACAAA
Molecule: messenger RNA, 2578 nt
Organism: Carcharodon carcharias (great white shark)
Lineage: Eukaryota; Metazoa; Chordata; Chondrichthyes; Lamniformes; Lamnidae
Product: zinc finger protein GLIS3-like
Exons: 9
Coding region: 1-2187 (728 amino acids)
Biological process (GO): regulation of transcription by RNA polymerase II
Cellular component (GO): nucleus
Molecular function (GO): RNA polymerase II cis-regulatory region sequence-specific DNA binding; DNA-binding transcription factor activity, RNA polymerase II-specific
Source: RefSeq, a predicted model, not a curated record